This is a messenger RNA of Gorilla gorilla gorilla (western lowland gorilla), 4768 nucleotides long. It is a transcript of the gene LYNX1, whose product is annotated as Ly6/neurotoxin 1. The transcript has 4 exons. Bases 345 to 695 code for a protein of 116 amino acids. Gene Ontology annotation, cellular component: plasma membrane. The record is from RefSeq and is a predicted model, not a curated record. Lineage: Eukaryota; Metazoa; Chordata; Mammalia; Primates; Hominidae.
CUGGGCAGGCUGUUCCGGGGGCGGGACUGGGCUGGGCCUGCGGUGAGCAUCAGGCGUUGCGGCACGGGUGCUGCGGGACACACAGACACGCCUACGAUUAGACUCAGGCAGGCACCUACCGGCGAGCGGCCGCGGGUGACUCCCAGGCGCGGCGGUACCUCACGGUGGUGAAGGUCACAGGGUUGCAGCACUCCCAGUAGACCAGGAGCUCCGGGAGGCAGAGCCGGCCCCACGUCCUCUGCGCACCACCCUGAGUUGGAUCCUCUGUGCGCCACCCCUGAGUUGGAUCCAGGGCUAGCUGCUGUUCACCUCCCCACUCCCACGCUGCCCUCCUGCCUGCAGCCAUGACGCCCCUGCUCACCCUGAUCCUGGUGGUCCUCAUGGGCUUACCUCUGGCCCAGGCCUUGGACUGCCACGUGUGUGCCUACAAUGGAGACAACUGCUUCAACCCCAUGCGCUGCCCGGCUAUGGUUGCCUACUGCAUGACCACGCGCACCUACUACACCCCCACCAGGAUGAAGGUCAGUAAGUCCUGCGUGCCCCGCUGCUUCGAGACUGUGUACGAUGGCUACUCCAAGCACGCGUCCACCACCUCCUGCUGCCAGUACGACCUCUGCAACGGCGCCGGCCUUGCCACCCCGGCCACCCUGGCCCUGGCCCCCAUCCUCCUGGCCACCCUCUGGGGUCUGCUCUAAAGCCCCCGAGGCAGACCCACUCAAGAACAAAGCUCUCGAGACACACUGCUACACUCUCGCACCCAGCUCACCCUGCCUCACCCUCCACCCUCCCUGCGACCUCCUCAGCCAUGCCCAGGGUCAGGACUGUGGGCAAGAAGACACCCGACCUCCCGCAACCACCACAUGACCUCACUUCGAGGCCUUGACCUGUCGAUGCUGUGUGGGAUCCCAAAAGUGGCCGGCUUUGAUGGGCUGAUCAGCCCCUCGCCUGUCCAGGGCUAUUUAUGGGGAGGGGCCCAGUCAGGCAGGGAGCACUGAGCAGAUGGGAGCUGUGGCCAAGCCCACCUUCUGGGAAGCCCUAGGAGAGGCCCCUGCCUCAGUCUGCCCCGGGUGUGCUGGGGCAGGGGGAAGACGAGGAAUGCCCGCAGGUGGGGUGGUGGGGAGACUCUUAGGAGGAAAGGCUCCUCCAGGCCUAGUCACGCUUCCUACUGAGGCCAGGAGCUGCCAGGACCGGUACGGGAUCAGGGCUGUGGGAGGAGGGCCUUUGGCACCGGCCCCUGUGCUAGAAAGUCUGCCAGGCCCGAGUUGGAGCCACCCCCUCCAGGGGAGGGGGAGGCUCUGCCUCAGCAGGCCCCAGGGCCCCCGAAGUCACAGAAGCUUUUUCGGGUCCAGCAAGGGGUGUGUGUCCUCUCAGUCAAACCCCUUGACGUUUCCCACCCCCUCACGGGGAGGGCACCGGGCCUGAAGCUGGCAGGACCUAGGGCCAUGCUAUAUUUGGUGGGUCCUGGACGCUGACCCAGCCAGCGCUAUUCCGGGCAGGGAGGGAAAGGGGCAGGGCAGGUGGCCCGCCGAGGCCUGGUCCCCAACCACUGCAGGACCCAGCCUAGCAAGGCAAAGGACGCAGGACUGGGGGAUGCGCGCACAGGCUGGGGGUUGGGAGCAGCCUGGGGCUGGCGCGGGCCUGGGCGUGGGAAGGCGGAGCAUGCCACCCUCUCGUGGCCCUGCGGGGGCGGGAGUGGGGAGGGUGGGGUGGGGAGGGCGGAGACCAGCCCCUCCCCCACAGCGGGAUGCACACAGUGAGUGGGUCCCUCCAUCACCUUCCACCUGGGGAUGCACCCACUGGGAGGGCAGGGUGGAAGCCCCAGCUGGGUGUGUGGACUCCCAGGGACCCCACCCCAGGCCUGGGAAGCAGGGGUCAGCCCAACACGCACCAGUCCAUCCCCGAUGCAGGUAGCCCAGGGAGCACCUGCCCCUGCUGUGAAUGGGGCAUUCGGGGGCGUGAGACCUUUUGGUGCCAGCGGUCACGCUGCACCUGAGGCCCCCACCUGACCAGUGCUCCCAGCUCUGGUGUCCUGGGAAACCCUUCAAGCCAUCCCGCAUGGGCAGGAUGGUGACACAUCCAUGUAGUAGGAUUGUCCCGGCCCCAAAGUAUGGCCCUGGUCAGGGGAGCCCCUGCUGGAAAUUGCAUCUCCAGAGCUUUGAUGCAGGACCCCUGGGGGAUCAGGGAAUGAGGGUCUCCACCCCAGGGGUCUCCUUGCAGUGAGUCUAUAUGCAGACCUGCGUUCUGCUCCUGGGGCUGGUUCUGAAUGCCCAGCCUCAGUCUCCUGAGAACAUGAGGACGGGAGGGGGCAGAGUCUUGCUGAGGGCACACCCAGUUCCCGCUGGAGGAGGACAGUGCCAGUCUCCUGCAAAGGGGCCUUGGGUGGGAACGGGCCCGGAGUGGGAGGAACAUGACUCCCCAGAGGGAAGAUGGGCAUCAUACUGGGCCCAGAGCUGGGAAGGAGUUGCUGCCAGCACAGGGUGGGCCUGGACUCCCCUCGCCCCUUGGUUGUGGCUGUAGCCCUGAGCCUGGAGAGCAGGACUGGUCCGGGGUGGCUGGGAGGCUGCCAGGUGCCUCCCAGAGCUCCCAAGGGCCCCCACCUGCAAGUGCCAGCCUCAGGGCAGUGCCCAAAUGAGGCCCUCUCAGCUGCAGCCAGCGAUGCCUUGGGAUGCUCACUGGGAGGGAGGCAGCUUUGGGCUCCUAAGUCCUUGGGAGAGGCUGGGAGCAGUCACUGCGCGGCUUGCGCAAGCCCAUUGUUGGGUUGGGUGGCUUUCUCAGCCAGGGCUGGGAGGGACUCCAGGAUCAGGUCCUCCCUGUCUCGCGUCUCAGUGGGGUGAUGGGGAGGAGACCUGGCCACCCAUGGCUCAGGGGCAGCUGAGAACAAGGACCUGCUGGAGCUGGAAGUGCCGUGGUGUUGAGGGGUGGGGUGGGCAGCUUCUCACACCUGCCUCCUGCCUCCAUCUGUCCUCCUUUCCACCACCCUGACCUGUCCCAGCCCCACACAUGGUUCUGCUUGACUGGCCUGCCCUUGGCACCUGGCGUAGAGCACACAGAAGGCACUCAGCUAAUGCUGGGCAGGCCCACUCACGGGGAGUGUGUGGCUAUGCGGCACCAGGGAACCGGCACAGCAGCGCCGGCAGAAAUCACAGCAGUAAACUUGUCCGGGUUGUAUGCAUCAAGGUGGCGAGGGACGUGGGUCCCCCCACUGCACUGUGGCCCUGAGCACUGUAUAGCAGCCCAGCAAUGGGAGCCAUUAUCUUACCCCUUUGACAGAGGAGGACACAGAGGCACAGGGAGGUGAAGUAGCUGCCCCACACUAGUGCCUCCUCGCUCACUCACCACCCCCUGCACCACAGUGCAGCCGCUUCUCCCACCAGCUGGGGUUCCUUGGACCCCCAAGCCUGGGAAGGGGGAGGUGAGUUUGCAAAAUGGAAAGCUUAAAAGGAGAAAAGUGGAACCAGAGGUUUGAGAAGCCCUGAGUGGUAGAGUAAGGCCUCCAGCACUGCCUCUGGGUGCAGGGCAGAGUGGCAGAGGAGAGGGGGAGAGGCACCGGGCACCAUGGGGGCCCAGUUCCCACUCGGGGAUCUCUCUCGCAGAACCGAGGGUCCCCUUCAUGGGGGUAGAUGCCCAGGGCUAGCUGUUGCCACUGUCUGUGUGGACCUGAGUCCUGGACAUGCCCAAGUAACUCAGGAGUGGCUGCUUGGGCGGGCUCUGUCACCCUAGGAUGUUAUACAUUCUGGGAACUGGACAGGAGUGGCUGCUUGGGCGGGCUUUGGCACCCUGGGAUGUUAUACAUUCUGGGAACUGGACAGGAGUGGCUGCUUGGGUGGGCUCUGGCACCCUAGGAUCUUAUACAUUCUGGGAACUGGACAGGAGUGGCUGUUUGGGCGGGCUCUGGCACCCUGGGAUGUUAUACAUUCUGGCAACUGGACAGGAGUGGCUGCUUGGGCGGGCUCUGGCACCCUGGGAUGUUAUACAUUCUGGGAACUGCAAUCAGCCACUAGAGAAGUCGGAGCUACAGGAAGUGACCCUGGGGUGGGACCUGGGGACAUGGCUGGGUCGGCAUGGGGACACCCGGCUCCAGCAGGAGCUCUGGUCUGUCCUGGGGUCUUUGGGGGCAGGGCUGCGGCCCUGGGCAGGCUUCCUCCAGGCGGAGGUCCUGGGGAAGUGGGGGAGCCAGGCCAGCUGCCGCCUCCCCCACUAUGUAGCAUCUGAUUCGUCAUCUCUCAUGAAGGCGAUUUGGUUCAUAACUCUGAAACUCUGAAAAAGGUCAAAAGAAGCAGAGAGGCCCUCGGUGGAUAUGCCAGCUUUUCUGCCGGUGCUUUCUCCCACUACUCUAGGUGGUCUGCUCUCCUCUUCAAACCCCAGCUCGCGGGGAGGGCCUGAAUCUUCCAGCCCCUCAGGAUCUCCUUCCCUCUGGGCCCUCCCCAGCCUUAAGGAGCCUCCCAGACAGAAGGGUGGACAGAGCCACCUGGGCAGCCCGAGAGACACACGGGGGUCCUCCCUGUGGACAGCCCUGCCAGCUUCUGCCCAGCCCUGAGCUUUAUUUGCAUCUUGAGGAGUAAGGGGUGGUGAAAUGGGAAUGCUGGUCUGGCUCAGCUGGUCGUGGGCAUAAGUGCCCGCUGAAUGGCAUCUCUCCCUCCUGUCUUAUGUUCUGGGGUCCAGGUGCUUCCCAGGGCCAUGCCCCUGCUGCUGAUGCUUGCCCUAACCUUUACCCUAACCAGCGUCCAGCGUCGUCUCACUGAGCCGUGAAUAAAUCAACAGAUUCGCA